Molecule: messenger RNA, 4681 nt
Organism: Botrytis cinerea B05.10
Lineage: Eukaryota; Fungi; Ascomycota; Leotiomycetes; Helotiales; Sclerotiniaceae
Exons: 4
Coding region: 1750-3297 (515 amino acids)
Molecular function (GO): protein dimerization activity
Source: RefSeq, a predicted model, not a curated record
GGCAGUUUGGGUUUUCGUGGAUAUAACAUGCGUACCGGUAUUCAUCCAGUACAUACUUCAUACAGAGUUCUGAGUUCCGUCAGAGAUCGAACUUAAUCUUGUGUAUGGGCUCGAGUCUCAACACCGACCAUUCCACAGUAUUUUGUUACGCCUUCUUGCGAAAUACCUGGAUCUCUUUCCCUUUCCCUUUCCCUUCCUCCUGCAUCUUCUCUCGUCGCUCAUCUGUCGCCAAUAUUACACGCGAGACAGACCAUCCAUCUCCUCCCCAAAAGGUGCUGAGACCUAUUUACACAAUCUACAUAUUACAUCGCACGCUCAACAUCAAUCCUUCUUCAAGCCAAGUCAAGUUGGCCGUUUUGCCCGUGGUUCGCACAUCUACACACUUUCUCCCUGAGUCGCCAUCAUUGUACUCGUACACUAAGAGAUUCCUUGACCCUGUCCUCCUGUGCAGCACCCAGUCCAGUACAAAGGGAACCCACAAUCCGCCUUCCACCAUCCACCAUCCACAAUCCGCAAUCCACACUUGGCGACCAUACGCCUUCCCGACUGUGCACCUCAUUAUCAUUCUUAUUAUUAAAGAAGAGACUACGAAUUCCCCAGUCCAUUGAAACCGUCUCCGUAAACCUUUUUCCACGCACCACUUCGACUUCACAAGGGGUUGGUCCGUCUUUUUCUCCUUCACAAUCAGCACAAGGCUCAAAAGAUCUCCUUCUCCUUCGCCUUCUCCUUCUCCUCCUUCUUCUCUACUCCGUACAAUCAGCACAAGGACCCUUCUUCCUGCAAAUCACCAAACCACUUUUUCUUUCUAUCCUGGAAGGAGGGGAGUCGUAUGUGAGGACUCGUACUUGACACACACAUACUGGAUGCCGGAUGAUAGCUAGACUUUCCUCAACCCAAUUAUAUACGGGACCACAUUUUCAGUGCUCACUCGUAUCCUUCCCUCAAUCAACAUCAUCAAGCACAAUUAUAUACUUUAUUGGCAGCACGGAAAUAUAUGAACCUCAUCACAAUUCAUUGAAGAUUCCCAAAUCGUCUCCUUUUCUUAUAGUGAUUGCCUCUUGAUCAUUUUACAUACACAGGACAGAGGAAAGCAAAACAAAAUCCACCCUCCGGAUUCUAACAAAACCCUUUUUAUCCUUAAUUUUUUAUACUUUCUGCUCACACGCCGCUUUCCAUUGAAAGAGGAAGACGAGUCGGUACAUGUUACGGUACAUAUCUACAUACAUACUUUACUCACACAAAUAAACUCAAAAUCCCACCAACCCACCGCAACCACCUUAACCACCGAGUCUCUAGUGCUAUACGCGAGGACCCGACCACCGAUCACCGCUCCCCGAAAAACCAUAAUCCAUCAAUUCUCCCUUGCAGAACAAGAACACAACUUUGCCUUUAUCUGCACUCUUCCAGAAAAUCUCUUAAAUCUUCACAACAUACACAGCUUCAAUUCAAUCUGCGACUCAAGUUAACUCUGACGGGAGACGACAUACAAUAUAUAGCAUCCGAUAUUCAAGAUUCACUACUCAAGAUUCGACAUCUCCCCAACCACCUUGAACCACCUACCCUACCUAGGUUUCCUAUCAUAUCACUCCAGUACUCCGAACUGUCUCUCUUCAAUUGCGACUCGCGACUCGCGAAUCUUGCCCGCUUUCUAUCUUCAGUCCUAAAUUAAGAAAAAUCCCCGCCGCCACUCAAAACAGAAUAGACGAUAAGUAAUCAGCGCGAGCAAUUGUGUCGAUCAAAUCGAUUAGGAUGGAUUCACGUCCGCCAUCAACUAGAAUGCCUACUGGGCUGGCUGAAGUUUUAAAUGAAGUCGGCCCUGACGAGCGUAUGAGAGACUCUGCUUAUUACUCAAAUCUAGAUUCGUCAUCGAAGCAUAACUCGCAACAACUAUCGAACGGCGAAGUCAUCAUGGCACCCUCGCCAACUGGUUACAAUUCUUCCAGUGCUGAUAUAAGUCCCUCGCCUGCAGCAAAUCACAUUGCCAAUCAACAGCUUACCUCUCCAACUUCCAACGGCAUGAGCGUCGCAUCCAUGGUCUCUCCGUCUUACGAACACUCUAUGGCGAAUUCAUUACUGUCCAUGGGCCAGGGAAACAGACAAUCAUAUGGAUCGGGCCUGGGAGCUUUUUCAAUGAAUGGAGAUUCCCGUCGGGAGAGUGUUGAUUCAAGGUUGGGGUUUCAAGAGUUGCGACUCAACUCCCCAUACGCCAGCAAUAACCAAUCAACCACUUCUAUCCAAAGCACUUUACAGCAGCAGCGCAACCCUGGGAAUGCCGCCGAUCGCUUGUCAAACCCUCGAUUCUCGAACAGCUAUCAACCUCAACGUCUCCCAGAGCCAACAUCCCCCCGAAGUACAGUCCCAAAGACUGCCCCCAAGAUUACCGGACCUGCCAUGUCCAGUAUCGCUCGAGCUGCUGAGCCAACUAGGGGAGAAGCUUGGGCGUUUCCUGAAGAGCCAAUCAGAGUAUCAAACUCGCACGAUCGCCAUGCCGAGGACAGCCAGAGCAUAAGCAGAGUUGGUACCUCGUUCUUGAAUCUUGACUCGAGACGUAGUAGUAUGGCAGACUCGGUCGCAAGCAGCCAAUAUACCACUGAGUCUCGUCUGCCAGCUGGGCAGAGAAGGCUAGAAGAUGGAGUGUCGGCCGAUUUCAGAUCAUCGCGAGCAUCAUCCGAGUUUCAAAAUGUAUCACAUCAUCACCAUUCUCUACAAAAUCGCCAAGUAUCCGAUUUACAAGCUGAAGAUGCCGAUUCUCCAAACAAUGGGCAACCCUACAGCCGCACACCCGAACUUCGUGUGAGCCAUAAACUCGCGGAAAGAAAGCGUCGAACUGAAAUGAAGGAACUGUUUGAAACCUUGAGGGAUUUGAUGCCUCAAGAGCGCGGUAAUAAAGCUAGCAAGUGGGAGAUAUUGACAAAAGCUAUCGCCGAACACCAUUCACAGACGAAGGAAAUUCAAGAUUUAAAAUCGAGGCUCCACAACUCACAACUAGAGAAUGAGAGUCUUCGCCGCGAGAACAAUGUCAUCCGCUUGGAGAACUCACAGCUUCGCAGCGAAGUAAAUCAAGGCGGUUCAAACAAUCACCAAUCUGUGAUGAACGGCUUCACUCCAAUACCACAGAACGGCGGCCAACACGUCAAUAUGAAUGCAUACCAACAAGAGAAUUAUGCUCCAAGAGGCUCAUACCAGCGCGAGGAACAAUUACCACCACUUCGUGGAAUAUCACAACCCGACUCCAUGACCGGAGUUCAAUAUCAAUCGGAUUUAAAUCGUAAUGGUUAUCGUGAUCCUCGAUUCUAGAUCGAGUUUGAUUUAUUUGGACGAUCUACGAUUUGCGUCCUCGAUAACAUUUGCGACAAACUUUUUCAAUCGAAUGGCGUUUGACCUUCAUCACAAUUUACCUGCAACUAUUUCUUCCACGAGAGUCUAGCGUCUGAAAUAUUCACCUUUCUACGGCCACAAAGAUCUCUUUUUUAGCGAUAUUAUACCCAAAAGUGUUACAAAAACUCGAUUGAGACCGAACUUCGCUCUCUGUUACUUAAUAGCUUUUCUCGAGCAUACCUGUUCUUCCCUGCUUCUCAUCUAUCUAUCCACGAGGCACGUGUUCUAUUAGAAAACCGGUUGGCGUUUUACGUUUUACUUCAUAGUAUCUAUAUUUCCUCUUCUUCUUGGACUCGUCAAUUAUUUGGCGCGUUUCCAUAUCUUAUUACAUUGAACAAAUAAAGUGGCCAAUAUGGCACUUUUCUCUCUUAUACAAAAAGUGGAGCGUACAUUUCUCGUGCGUUGAGGAGUUAACAGGGGGUCUUUUGCAUUUCUGGUAUGGAGUGGAUAGGAGACUGCAAUAUCCGGGUGAAAAAAUCAUACUCGGAUUUUAUGGGUGGGUGAUGGUAUGGAAUAUGGGAGAUACUGAUUCUACGAAAGAGUGGAAGAAGGCGUUACUUGAUUAUACCCGCUCUCAUCUUGGGGUUUCUAUUACUAUCUCGCCUUUUUUUGGAAACCAUUUCGAAUUUCAAUGUCCGAUCAUCUUUGAUCGAAUUAAUUGGGAAUGGGAAACUGGAAAGUUGGAUAGGCAGAAAUUUUGCAUGACAGGAUGAGAUAGCACAAAUUAUUUGGGCGCUGCGAUUUUUGGACUUUUGGGCCUACUACAUUACUUGGAUUUUGGGACGUACGAAAAGGGGCUAGGGCUGGGGAUGUAUGGAUGGAUGGGAAGAUAAAUGGUUGGUUGGGGAUGAACUGUUAAGAUAAUGAAUGCCGCCAGUCAAGACAGGAAUAGAAUGGAUGACAUUUGUCCGAACGAAUUCAGUCACUGUCGUUUGACUGUUGCUAUUGAAUAUCUGAUUUGCGAAGUACGACGUGUGAAGUUAGGUCCUCCCAUAGUGUGAAUGUUCUAUUACGUAUUGUUCUUUUCCACCCAAGGGGGCGGGGAGUUGAUGAUUUAAUUGAGGAGCUGACUAUUUCAGAGGCUUCUCCCAUCUGAAAUGUCGGAAGCCUCACCGGAAACUUCUAUAUAGAUCCCACAGCAUAACUCGAGUGAGCAUCAUGCGAGUGUUAGGAGGAGGGGAAACGAGAAAGAUUGAGAUGCGUGGUUACGAUAUUGAAUCGAUUGCAUGAAUAGAGGGAGUGGUUAUGUCUGGUAAAGGGAAAGGUAGGUGGGGUAAAGUAAUUGAAUUGAGAUGGUAAUAGA